UAUGUUUACUUUUUUUUUUUUUGGCUUUUAAUACAUUUUUUUCAAGUUAUUAUUAUUACUUGAGUCUAAAUCUAGAUCUACAUAGAUCUAGAGAUUCUAGAUCUCUUAUUCUAGUGGAGAAAUUCAUGGAAAAAUCUUGAAAUGACUCAUUCUGCUUGGCAACAUUGUAAAGAUGGGUUUGUUGGAGUAGACAAAUAUCAGUGGCUAAUGCAGGAUUCUUCAACAACUUCCAACAAGCAGGAGGAUAAUAAUGCUAUUGAAACACAGAUUGAAAUAAAAACUGUGAAGACACCAGAUAGACCAUGUAAAGUGUCCAAAAGAAAAAGAUCAAGAUUCCAUGUCCAGACUCGCAACAUACAUAAAAAUAUUUAUGCUACAAACCAUGAAGAGUUUCAUCAGACUCAUUUAGUGCCACAAUUUCAAGUAGAUAAUCAAUCAGAUUGUCCUCUUGUUAAUGACAUUGAAUGGUCUAGUAGUUCAUCUGAUGAAGACAAGGCUACAAAUGUUAUUUCAAAGAAAAAAAUCAAUGAUAAAAGGAGAUGCGUAUCUCAUUCACAGUUUAAUUCAAGCAAGUCCAAAGAUCUACAUAGUUUUGAUUCCAUAAAAAUAGAUUUAAUAGCUACACCAUCUACUGAUAGUAAUCAAAGAGCUAUAGCUAACUUGAGUGAUAUUUGUAAUGAGGAAAACAAAGUUAGUCAAUUCAACCAACAUUUUGAAAGUAAGACACAAGAUUUUGAGUCUUCAUUGGGUCUGUUACAUCAUGACAGCCCAAUAAGUAAGCACAAAGAAUUCAUAGCUGGACGUGUUAGGAAGCGCAAGCCAAAGAUAUGUUUUCAACACAAGCCCAAAGUUGACUUAGAACUUAUGGGAACAAUAAGUGAUGUAUCUUCAGGCUCAGAUUAUGACAGUGAGAAAAAUGUUCAGCUUGACAUUGAUCACUCAAAGAGAAAAAAAUGUGUGGAACAUUUGUCUGACACUGAAAGUGCAAAGAUUGACCCUACUGGCAUUUCCUCUAGCAGUUCUCCUCAAGCAGAGACUAUACGAGCAAGUGACUGGAUACUAGCUGGUCAGAAACAGAAAACUCCUGUCAAAAUAGAUCCAUUAGAUACAGUUCAAGGACAAGAUUCAACCAAGAAAAAGAAAAAAUAUCCAAAAGACACACUUGCUGGUCGACUUUGUCAACUAAUUAACUGGGAGAAAUCUUCAGUUCGAUUUUGGUAUCACUCUGUUGGUGCUGGCAUUGCUGAUGUAACUAAAAAAAAGUCAACAACUUUGAAAAUAUUGAAACUGGUGAAUGAGGUCUCAGUCUAUUUAGGCCACUGCCUAGUCAUUGCUACACAAGAGCUAUGUCAAGCAAUAUUCUCUAAGCAAACAGUGGAGAAACUUAUUCUGAAGCCAGGUGUCAUUGUCAGCAUUUUUCCACCUUGGCAAGAGCUUAAUGAAAGUGAUGGUACUAAAACAAUUUUAUGCACAAAUUAUGUCAAUGUGAUCUCAAGUUUAGAGCAAACAGAAAUAUCAGAUAUCUGUGAAGAAAUGAACAAUAGAUUGACACUUCAUUUGAAAUGGAGUUGUCCAUGCACUGCAGAGUUGUCAAUGUCCUGUACAGUAUGUCCAGCCUCAAAACAUCCAGUAAUUCCUAAUCUUCAAAUUAUGGAAGCCUCAGCCUGCUGUCCAAGUGUUAGGCUUCAUUCUGUACUUGAUUCUUUGUUUGGAAGUCAAUCAAAAAGAACACUCCUAGAAAGUAUUGAAAGAACUGAAAGUGAAUGGGCAUGUUUACCUUCCUUUGAAGCAAAAGUUUUGCGACUCCUCAGGCAAACUGAAAUCAAAACCAAAACAUUAAGGCAUCAGCUCCUCUUAGAAGAUGCUGCUGGCACUAUGAUGCUAGUUACAGUACCAGACAAUUAUUCAGCCUUAGAGAAUUUGUACAAGAUAGAGAGAAAACUAUGCACCUUUCAGGGUUUGUGUUUGGUUUCAAGAACUAACAAAGACAAGCAGCCAGACUUGUUUAGUCUCAUUGACUUAGUUUGGACUCAAGUUGCUCCACACAGCAGUGAUCAGUCACAAAGUAAACAGUCUGUCAUGUCUGUCUCUAGAUCUCCUAACUUUGCUUAUUUACUGGCAACACCAGUUGGAAGAGACUUUACAUUCAGGGUAAAUAGACCUUGUGAAGAUUUUGAGAAUUUGAAACUUGUCAGACUUAGAGACAUUCAAAAGUUGACAAGAAACAGUCGUAUUUCAUUUCUGGCCAAAAUAAUUGCUGGUGGAAUGAAGCCUGGCUGUAUACACAAAGUUUAUGUGUUUGAUGAUUUUGUAAACAAUGACACCACCACUCUUUUGUUUUUGGAAGUAAGCCCUGGCUGUGUUUUGGACAGGACUUUAUCUAUAGCUUUAUUUCGAGAUGUUUGGUAUGAACAUGGUAUGCUCACUGCUGACAAUAUGACUACAAUACUUUCUUCAACUUCUUGUCAAAGCUGGAAUAUUAAUAUUCAUUCCUCUGAGUGGGAAAGGGUUAACCAAAGUGCACUGCACCUACCUAAAGUCAGCAGUGACUCUUUACCAGGAAGUUUAGUUACAGUUCAAGGAACAAUAACAAGUGUUGAUGACAGUAAUGCAUAUUCUUGGGACGAGUGUGACUUUUGUGCUAGUGAUAGACUUGUUACUUUAUCUGAUACUGGAUCAAUUUGGUGUAAGGAGUGCAAUAGAAAAGUUGAACUACCAGUAGUAAAGAUGAAAAUGGAGGUGUUUAUUCAAGCUGGCAACUUGAAUGCCACAGUGAAAAUUGAUUUAUCACAAAGAACCAUACAGUCUCUAUUACCCAGACAAAUUGAUGAAGAGGGCUAUGAUCUAGGACAAGUGAUCAACCAACAAGUGAACUGUCCAGUAUGUUUGGUCCAAGAGCCUAAGCCUGAUAGCCAAAUGAAACAAGCAAAGUUAAGCUUAUUAGAAUUAAAUUAUUUUUAAUAUUUUUUUAUAUAAUAUUAUAUUUGUGAUUGUGGUACUGAUAAGUUGUUUUGAUUAGCACAAGUUUGAUAAGUUGUUUUGAUUAGCACAAGUUUUAUUUCAUCAGUCAUUUUAAACAUUAAAAAACUUUUCAUAGAUUACA
This is a messenger RNA of Biomphalaria glabrata, 3103 nucleotides long. RefSeq names its product DNA repair-scaffolding protein-like. The transcript has 19 exons. Bases 142 to 2961 code for a protein of 939 amino acids. Gene Ontology annotation, cellular component: nuclear chromosome; nucleoplasm. The record is from RefSeq and is a predicted model, not a curated record. NCBI's taxonomy places the organism in Eukaryota, Metazoa, Mollusca, Gastropoda, Planorbidae. Gene Ontology annotation, biological process: double-strand break repair via homologous recombination; regulation of establishment of protein localization to chromosome.